AUGGACGAGGCUGUGAAAGCGUUCUCUAAACAUGAGGAACACUUAUUUUCGGACAGCGUCUUCGUGGUGAUGAUGUCUCAUGGGGAGUUGGGAGCCAUCAUGGGUGUCCAUUACAAGGAAGGGGACCCUAAUCUUGACAUCUUCCCCAUCAACAACAUCUUCACACACCUGAACACAGAGAACUGCAAAGCACUGAUUAACAAACCCAAAGUCAUCCUCAUCUAGGCCUGCAGGGGAGGCAAGGAUGGGUCUGUUUGGGUCAGUGACACAGUGCCUGGGUCCAGCCUUGACCAGGGGUUAGAGAGUGACUCAAUCAGGAGGGAGCACAAAGAGAAGGACUUCAUCUCCCUCCUGUCCUGCACACCAGAUACUGUGUCCUACAGAGAUCCAAAGAUGGGCACCUUUUUUGUCCAACACAUCAUGAAGACAUUCAACACCUAUGCAUGUGAUGAUCAUAUAGAAGAAUUGUUCAGGAAGGUCAUGGGACGCUUUGAAGAUUUCCCCAGACAGAUGCCGACCAAAGACAGAGCCACUCUAACAAAGCACUUCUACCUCUUCCCAGGCCUCUGAGAAGUUGUGAUGAUUGAUUAAUUGUACUGUAAUCACAAUGGAGGAAUAAGGGAGGAGCAUAUUUUCUGUUAUUUUGUAUGAAAGUGUUUGGUAUACACUCCUUUUAAGAUCAUCACCAGUAUGUUUUAAAUGUAUACCUAUGAUGAACCUUUUAACAUUAUUUUAUCUACAAAUAAUUUAUAAUCUGCAAAUUAUAAUAUCCUCCUGUAGAGCUACUGGGUAGCCUAUGUAGUCUUGUUCCAGC
Molecule: messenger RNA, 814 nt
Organism: Salvelinus namaycush (lake trout)
Lineage: Eukaryota; Metazoa; Chordata; Actinopteri; Salmoniformes; Salmonidae
Product: caspase-13-like
Exons: 4
Biological process (GO): proteolysis
Molecular function (GO): cysteine-type endopeptidase activity
Source: RefSeq, a predicted model, not a curated record